Messenger RNA from Calliphora vicina (urban bluebottle blowfly), 3568 nucleotides. RefSeq names its product Protein C kinase 53E (gene Pkc53E). The record is from RefSeq and is a predicted model, not a curated record. Gene Ontology annotation, molecular function: ATP binding; zinc ion binding; diacylglycerol-dependent serine/threonine kinase activity. Gene Ontology annotation, cellular component: nucleus; cytoplasm. Gene Ontology annotation, biological process: protein phosphorylation. Lineage: Eukaryota; Metazoa; Arthropoda; Insecta; Diptera; Calliphoridae.
AACUUGAUUUGGGAAAAGCUUUAAGGGUAGUAAAGCUUGUUUUGUGGGUUAUUUUUCACCACUCUGUGUGAGUGUUGGGGAGAAAGCUGAACUUUUUUAGGGGCUCUUUUAGACAUUUAAAACUAUAGAAUUUCUUUAUAGAAUUGAAUGGUAAAGAAGCAAAAUAAACUUUUCACAACGUUGCGAAUUGUGGAGCCUAACGGACGUGUACGGAGAAGAAGCUAAAUAAUAGUGAAUAUUAAAAAAAAAAAACAUAAAGAAAGAAAAAAAACAAAUAAUAGUUAAACAAAUAAAUAAAAACCAAAUCAAUCAUAAUAAAAACGAAACAACGGCCAUAAUAUUGUAAUUAAAAACAACAACAUAAAGAAAAAGAAAGAAAUUAAAAGUAAUAAAUGAAAAUAUAAUGAAUAUAAAUCCUAAAAAAUCACAUACCAAAUCAUAUAAAAAACAAUGGAAAUUUAAUUAAAAAUAAAACAAAACAAUCUGAAACACACAUCAAGAAAACAAAACGAAAAAUAAAAAAGAAAACAGGCCACAAUAACGAUAACAAAACAUCACUACCAACAAUAUCAACAACAACAACCAAAGAAAAGAUAUAAAAAUAUAUUUUAGCAAAUAAAACAAUAAACGGAAAUCCGCCUUUUUAAAGCCAUAAAUUUUGAAAUCCAUAAAACACAGAAACCACCAAGCCACCUAAAUAAAAUUAUCAAAAAUACAAAAAAAAACAAACCUUAAAGAAAACAAAAAAAGAAAUUCAAACACCAAACCAACCGUCAACAACAGCAGGUUUUUUUCUAGAAAAAACAACAAAAUACACUCUACACAGACAAACAACAAAAAACCCCAAUACAAAAUCAAGGAAUAAUAAAAAAAAUAAACAAACAAACAAACAAACAACUACAACAAUAAUAAGAAACCACCAAAAGCAACAACAGCAACAAAAUAAAUACAAGUUUACAACAAAUACUUUUUUUGGGAACCACCGUUUGAAUAACAACAAACAACUAAAACCGCCUAAGGAAUAAAUAAGAAUCAAAACACCAAAAUCAUUAAUAAUUUUAGCAACAACAGCCACCACAAGAACAACAACAACAACUAGUACCAUCACCACCACAACAACAACCACAAAUAUGUCCGAAAAGAGCGACAACAAUGGCGACGAUCAAGCACAGACGGUCGACGAGGCCGUUGGUGAAAAUAAAAUGAAAUCCCGUCUUCGCAAGGGCGCUCUCAAGAAAAAGAACAUUUUCAAUGUCAAGGAUCAUUGCUUCAUACCACGCUUCUUUAAGCAGCCAACAUUCUGUUCACACUGCAAGGAUUUUAUAUGGGGUUUUGGCAAGCAAGGUUUUCAAUGCCAAGUUUGUUCGUAUGUCGUUCACAAACGUUGUCAUGAGUAUGUUACUUUUGUAUGUCCCGGCAAGGACAAAGGAAUUGAUUCCGCCCAUCAGAUGCCACACAAAUGGCAGAACGUAACAUUCCUGUCACCGAUGUUUUGUGAUCAUUGCGGUUCCCUAUUACACGGUAUCACACAUAAAGGUCUCAAAUGUCGAGCAUGUGACAUGAACGUACAUGCACGUUGCAAAGAGAACGUGCCCAGCUUAUGCGGAUGUGAUCACACUGAACGACGUGGACGCAUUCUAUUGGAAUUAGUUGUUAAGGAAAAUACUCUAACCGUACAGAUCAAAGAAGGUCGUAAUCUCAUUCCAAUGGAUCCAAAUGGCUUAAGUGAUCCAUAUGUUAAAGUUAAAUUAAUACCCGAUGAGCAUGAAAAAGGCAAAAAGAAGACACGCACCAUUAAGGCAUCAUUGAAUCCAAUAUGGAAUGAAACAAUCAUAUAUGAACUUAAAGCUGAGGACAAAGAUCGUCGUGUUUUAAUAGAAGUAUGGGACUGGGAUCGUACUUCACGCAAUGAUUUCAUGGGUGCUUUAUCAUUUGGCAUAUCGGAAAUAAUCAAGAAUCCCGCCAAUGGCUGGUUCAAAUUGCUGACCCAAGAGGAGGGUGAAUACUACAAUGUGCCAUGUGCUGAUGCUACACAAGAUUUACUCAAACUUAAAUCGCAAAUGAGAAAAUCUUCCCAAAGAAAACCCAUGGUUAUGCGAUCGGAAACAAAUCAAAAUGCCACCAAAACUGAUAUGAUAAGAGCUUCUGAUUUUAAUUUUAUAAAAGUUUUAGGCAAAGGCUCAUUUGGCAAGGUGUUGCUGGCUGAACGCAAAGGCACCGAGGAAUUGUAUGCCAUUAAAAUUCUAAAAAAAGAUGUCAUCAUCCAGGACGAUGAUGUCGAAUGUACCAUGAUUGAAAAGCGGGUGCUGGCAUUGGGUGAAAAGCCUCCGUUUUUGGUACAAUUACAUUCCUGCUUCCAAACCUUGGAUCGUUUAUUUUUCGUUAUGGAAUAUGUUAAUGGCGGUGAUCUAAUGUUUCAAAUACAACAGUUUGGCAAAUUCAAAGAGCCGGUGGCUGUAUUUUAUGCUGCCGAAAUAGCAGCUGGUUUGUUUUUCUUGCACACCAAGGGCAUUUUGUACAGAGAUUUGAAAUUGGACAAUGUUUUAUUGGAUUCGGAUGGUCAUGUGAAGAUUGCCGAUUUUGGCAUGUGUAAAGAGAAUAUUUUAGGUGAUAAGACAACAAAAACAUUUUGUGGCACACCGGACUAUAUAGCACCAGAGAUUAUUUUAUAUCAACCUUAUGGCAAAUCAGUAGAUUGGUGGGCUUAUGGUGUUUUACUGUAUGAAAUGUUGGUGGGCCAGCCACCCUUCGAUGGUGAGGAGUUUGCCGCCAUUACUGAUCAUAAUGUUUCCUAUCCCAAGAGUUUAAGUAAAGAGGCCAAAGAAGCUUGUAAAGGCUUUUUAACUAAACAACCGAACAAACGUUUGGGCUGUGGUUCAUCUGGUGAGGAAGAUGUGCGUUUGCAUCCCUUCUUUAGACGCAUAGACUGGGAGAAGAUAGAAAAUCGAGAAGUUCAGCCACCGUUUAAACCAAAAAUUAAACACCGCAAAGAUGUCUCCAAUUUCGAUAAACAAUUCACUUCGGAAAAAACCGAUCUAACACCCACUGACAAAGUAUUCAUGAUGAAUUUAGAUCAAUCCGAAUUUGUUGGUUUCUCCUACAUGAAUCCCGAUUAUGUGGUUCCACUAUAAGCCUGUAACCAGUAGAAUCUAAAACAAACGGCAAAAGCUCUAGGUACAAACAAAAAAACUACUUGUGUGAAUAACAGCAAAACCUUUAGUCUGAUUAAGUCAAGUCCAAUGGGUGAAAUUUUGUAAAAAGCAGCUGGCAACAACAAUAACAAAAAUUUAAGGAUAUUGAAAGUUUGUUUGCAGUAAAAAGAAGCAAACACAACAUUGGUCUCUCUCCCAAAAUUAUCAAAAAAAAAAAACAAAAAAAGAAUCUAAAGAAAUUGAUUGAUAUUGUUUAUUAUAUUUUUAAGUAUAAAUAUGUAUUUGUAUUAUUUUAAAAACAAAAAAAAAGAACUUUAUUCGAAAUAAAAAGACAAAGCAAUAUUAUUUAAGUUUUAAGUUAUAUUUAGUAAAAAAUAUAUUAUUAAAAACAAAACAUACAAACAAACAAUAAAUUU